AUGUCUUCACGUCGUUCUCAGAAUUCCGCUGACCUCCAAUUUAAUGACAAUUGGGAGCGUUUGGCUCAGGCUAUUCGUGAAAUUCAUAAAAAAAAUGCGUCGAUCCUCAGUUUCGAAGAACUUUAUCGUAACGCAUACAACAUGGUCCUUCAUAAAAAUGGAGACAAAUUAUAUAACGGUGUAAGAGGAGUAAUUACACAACACUUGGAAGAAGUUGCUCAAGCACAGGUAGUACCGGCUUUCCCACUUUCAGGUGCAAGUAGUUCUCAAACUAACCCUAAUGGAGCUGGUGGUGCCAACUUCUUGAAAGUUUUAAAGAAUGUUUGGGAAGACCAUACUACUUGUAUGCUUAUGAUUAGAGAUAUUUUAAUGUAUAUGGAUCGGGUUUACGCAAAAACAGCAAACGUCCCCCUUGUCUAUGAUCUCGGUUUGGAACUUUUUAGAGACACAAUAGUCCGUUCACAGAAACACCCAAUUCAGAAUCACCUUCUUGAUGUGCUCUUACAACAAAUUAAACUUGAACGCGAAAAUGAAAUUAUAGAUCGUUCUAGCGUGAAAGCAUCAAUGGACAUGUUACUGGAGUUGACUGACGCGUCGACGAAAGAUACAGUAUAUGCUACAGAUUUCGAAGGUCGCUUUUUAGAAACAAGUUCUGAAUAUUAUAGAGUUGAAGGACAAAUGCUUGUAGGAGAAUGUGAUUCCCCAGAAUACAUGAAAAAGGUAGAAAAACGGCUGAUCGAAGAAGAGCAACGUGUACGGCACUAUCUUUCACCAUCUACAGAACCAAAAAUCCGUAGUAUUGUAGAAGAGGAACUAAUCUCAAAACAUCUUAAGACAGUAAUCGAAAUGGAAAAUUCCGGUUUAAUUCCUAUGUUAAGAAAUGAGAAGAUGGAUGAUCUUGGAAGAAUGUAUAAAUUAUUUGGACGAGUUUUAAAAGGUCAUGAGGAAAUGAAAUCCGCUAUUAGUGAACAUAUACGUGAACUUGGCAAAGCAAUAAAUGAAACAGUGUCAAGUAAUAUAUCUUCCGAAAGUAGUGGUGGGUCUGGAGAUAAACAAACAGGAGCUUCUGUCGCUAUAAAAUGGGUGCAGGAAGUUCUAGACCUUAAAGAUAAGUUUGAUAAGGUUCAAAAUUUAGCUUUAUCUAAUGAUAAGGCAUUCCAAACAUCAUUUAACGAGGCAUUUGAGCAUUUCAUCAACAAAAACUCCAAAUCACCCGAGUUUAUAUCAUUGUUUAUUGAUGAUAAUCUUAAAAAAGGGCUAAAAGGGAAAACGGAAGAAGAAGUUGAUAGUGUAUUGGAUAAAACCAUCACGUUAUUCCGUUUUAUUGGAGAAAAGGAUGUGUUCGAGCGAUAUUACAAACAACAUUUGGCCAAGCGAUUGUUGCUUGGUCGUAGUGUUAGUGAUGAUGCAGAAAGGGGUAUGAUAGGCAAACUUAAGGUGGAGUGCGGUUAUCAAUUUACCACUAAACUAGAGGGUAUGUUCAAUGAUAUGAGAAUAUCAGCUGAUACAAUGGCAGAUUUUAAAGACUUCUUGGAUAAGUCUGUCUUAGAGAAACCCAAAAUGGAUUUAGGCGUCACCGUCCUUACUUCAACGUUUUGGCCAAUGAACCUGUCUGCCAGUCCAAGGUGCAAUUUCCCAGCAGAAAUAACGAAGGCUUGUGAAACUUUCCAAAGGUUUUAUUUAGGUCGACAUAGUGGCCGUAGAUUAACGUGGCAAUCGAAUAUGGGUACAGCUGAUAUUCGAGGUUCAUUCAAAUCACGCAAGCACGAUUUAAACGUAUCAACGUAUCAAAUGGUUAUCUUACUUAUGUUCAAUGACUUACCCGAAGGAGAGUCUCUAUCAUAUGAGCAAAUUAAAGGUGAAAGCGAUAUUCCGGAGUCAGACCUCAAACGUAAUCUUCAGUCAUUAGCUUGUGCGAGAUAUAAAAUCCUUGUAAAAGAACCCAAAGGAAAAGAUAUCAAUCACGGGGACGUAUUUUAUUUCAAUUAUGAAUUUACAGCUCCAUACCAGCGUAUUAAAAUUCCAACAGUAGCUAGUAAAGUAGAAACUGAAGGCGAAAGAAAAGAAACACGAGAGAAAGUAGAGGAGGCUAGAAAACAUCAAACGGAGGCUGCUAUUGUAAGAAUUAUGAAGGAUAGGAAGACAAUGGAACAUAAUAAUUUAAUUGCAGAGGUUACAAGACAACUACAACCAAGGUUUGUACCAAUUCCAGCAUUGAUAAAGAAGAGAAUUGAAGCAUUAAUUGAACGAGAGUACUUGGAAAGAGCACCAGAUAGGUAA
This is a messenger RNA of Funneliformis caledonium, 2280 nucleotides long. The record is from the annotation of a GenBank genome assembly. NCBI's taxonomy places the organism in Eukaryota, Fungi, Glomeromycota, Glomeromycetes, Glomerales, Glomeraceae.